AACAGCGGAGCCGAGCCGACUCCGGAUAACUAGCUGCAACAUCCACUUAGCGCUCGACAAUUAACAAUCGCAUUCACCUUCGCUCCGCUCGGUGUGUCCCAUGUACACUAAUUGUGUGUGAAUAUCAACCCCUGCUUUGCGUUCUGCGAUUUCGUGCUCUGCAGUCAGUUUUUCUCGCACGCCUACGGAGUAGUACCACACCGGGCGACCCCGCGAUCUUCCACUCCCAGCCGCCGCCGCCAUGUCCAAGCAAUUCACCAAGGCCGAGGUCGCCCAGCACAAGGGCGACAAGGACAUGUACAUCAUUAUCGACGACGGCGUCUACGACGUAACGGGCUUCGUCGACGACCACCCCGGCGGCGCAAAGAUCCUCAAGCGCAUGGCCGGCAAGGACGCCACCAAGCAGUUCUGGAAGUACCACGGCAAGAACGUGCUCGAGAAGUACGGCCCCAAGCUGAGGAUCGGCACGCUGAAGGAGGAGGCCAAGCUAUAGAGGAAAGAGUGAAAGAGGGGAUUUCAUGGGGGGCGCUCUCUUUGUGAGUGGGGGGGUUGUUGUGUGCUGCACGGCCAUGGCUUGCUUGUUGCGCAUUCGGCGUCUGCGACGGCACGGAAUGGCGUUGAUACCACCAAUACAGUGAGGCUGAUUUUUCUCUUUUGACAAACGACAUCACUACUUUCGGGUCCUUGUCAGAUUGCCUGCUCGGGUGUCGGUGAAGGUGCUGGUGCUUCUCUGACCCCCAUCUGCCUCGGCUGCGGAACUCUCCACCGCAGGAUGCGGUGUGCUACAGCACUCCGUAAACUUUCGGUUGCCUAGUCACGACUACCAGACCGGAAACCAGACGGGAAGAGCCCAGCCGACUCCCAUCCCACUUCGGGAACCAUUUCUGGCCACGGGCCCCCCAAGGCACCCCCCGACGAGGCGUGAACCC
Thermothielavioides terrestris NRRL 8126 is the source of this 929-nucleotide messenger RNA. RefSeq lists its product as uncharacterized. The record is from RefSeq and is a predicted model, not a curated record. Bases 242 to 493 code for a protein of 83 amino acids. Gene Ontology annotation, molecular function: heme binding. Gene Ontology annotation, cellular component: intracellular membrane-bounded organelle; membrane. The transcript is spliced from 3 exons. NCBI's taxonomy places the organism in Eukaryota, Fungi, Ascomycota, Sordariomycetes, Sordariales, Chaetomiaceae.